This is a messenger RNA of Striga asiatica, 1005 nucleotides long. The record is from the annotation of a GenBank genome assembly. Lineage: Eukaryota; Viridiplantae; Streptophyta; Magnoliopsida; Lamiales; Orobanchaceae.
AUGCAUUGGAUUAAAGGAGAAAUCCUCGGGAAGGGCGGUUAUGGGUUCGUCUCGAAGGCCACAAUCCACCAACACCCUUCUUCCAGCGGACAUCAUUAUCACCAUCAUCUUCCACCUUUGAUCGUCAGAAGAGCAAACAUAAAAAACGCUAAACAGAGUAGAGAAGAGCAAACAUCAACACACAAAGGCUGCAUCCCAAUUAACAAAAACACAUCAAUUUUAAGUGUGGUGGGUCUAAAGUUCCUGCUUGGUCGGCUUAACAACCCCAUCAUUGUUCCCCUUCUCCUCAAUACUAAUCACUUUCGGUUCCUUCUUCUCCUUCUCCGCCAGCUUGGGGACGCUGAUCCUCAGCACGCCGUCCUCGAGGCGCGCGCUCACCUUCUCCAUAUCCGCAUCCGCCGGCAGCCUGAACUGCCGCCAGAACUUCCCGGCGGUGCGCUCCACCCUGUGCCACCGCUCGUCCUUCACCUCUUCCUCCGUCCGCCGUUCGCCGCUCACCCGCAGCACCCUGUUCUCCUCCACCUCGAUCCUGAUGUCUUCCCUCUUCAUCCCGGGGAUGUCCAGCGAGAUCUCGUGCGCCGCCGGCGUCUCCCGCCAGUCCGCCCGAGCGAGGGCCAGGGCGCCGCCGUCGUCGGGGACCCUGGGGAUCGAGAGCGGGGAGUGCUCCAGGAUCCGGAAAGGGUCCUCGGCUGGGAACACGAGGUCAAAGAUGGAUUGGGGGCGCGUGUAGGGCACGAGAGAUUGAGCGGGAGUGAGGAGCGCCAACAGGGAGACAAACGCAAUUAUUGCCGCGCAAAGGCUCGCGAAUUUCGCCAUUGGUUGAUAACGGUUAGAUGUCACGUGCAGUGUGGUUUAUGUGCGUUCGAGAGAGUGAUUGUGGUUGGAAUUUAUGGUGUCUGGAAAGUGAUAAGAGAGAAUACAUACACGGUUCCAGAGAGAAACGGUUCCAGAGAGAAGAGAGAGAAACAGAGGAAUUCUGGAAGUGUCGGGAGAAAUAAAAGGUAG